Molecule: messenger RNA, 3386 nt
Organism: Apodemus sylvaticus (European woodmouse)
Lineage: Eukaryota; Metazoa; Chordata; Mammalia; Rodentia; Muridae
Gene: Micall2
Product: MICAL like 2
Exons: 17
Coding region: 161-3250 (1029 amino acids)
Molecular function (GO): protein binding
Source: RefSeq, a predicted model, not a curated record
CGGCGGCCUCGAAGGCGGCUGCAGAGUGGGGCGCCGAUCUCCCGGCGCUCUCUUCUGCUAGCCCGGCUGGUGGUCGGCCGGUCCGGGCUUCCUGCGCGUCUCGGGCCCAAGCGGGGCCUGUGGCCAGCUCCACGAGCCGCCAGCCUAUCCUGCUGCCCACAUGGCCGCCAUCAAGGCCCUGCAAGAAUGGUGCCGGCAGCAGUGCGAGGGCUACCGGGACGUGAGCAUCACCAACAUGACCACCUCGUUCCGCGAUGGCUUGGCCUUCUGCGCUAUCUUGCACCGACACCGGCCUGACCUUAUAAACUUCAGUGCCCUCCGGAAGGAAAACAUCUACGAGAACAACAAGUUGGCCUUCCUAGUGGCUGAGGAACAGCUGGGCAUCCCCGCCCUGCUAGACGCCGAGGACAUGGUGGCCUUGAAGAUUCCAGACCGGCUAAGCAUCCUCACCUACGUGUCACAGUAUUACAACUACUUCCACGGCCGGUCCCCAAUUGGGGGCAUGGCUGGCAUAAAGAGACCCGCAUCAGAUUCGACUGAAGAGCUUUCUGGAAAGAAGAAGGGCCUGUCCCAGCCUGCCAAGUCGCCCUCACCUGCUCCAACCCGGAGGUCACCACUGUCCCCAGCUAGGACAAACCCUGUGGUUCAGAGGAAUGAAGGUGGUUCGGAGAGACCAUCCCCAAAGGCUGCUCUGGGGACUGCGGGGAGCUCCGUCAGCAGCAUCUGUGGGGUCUGCGGCAAACACGUUCACCUGGUGCAGCGGCACCUGGCUGACGGGCGCCUCUACCACCGGAGCUGCUUCAGGUGUAAACAGUGCUCCAACACGCUGCACUCAGGGGCCUACCGUGCCACGGGAGAGCCUGGUGUCUUUGUGUGUACCCACCACUCCUCGGAAGUCACCUCUGCGAGCCCCAAGUUGUCAAACCCGGCAUCCAGGAAGCCAGGGGGUGCCACCACAGACACCAGGCCAGUCAGCACUUCACGGAAGGUUCAGGAGGCAAAUGGCGAGGUGACACCCCCGAGGGCCAGGACAGCGGUCUGGGAACACGCUGGAGGCAACACAACCGCCAAAGGUUUUGUCCAGACUGAACUGAAGCCGACAGCUACCUCCCGAGUCCAUGUGGGGAGCCCCGCAGGGCCCAGGCUACCGCCAAGCACAGCGGCUACCACUUCUGUGACUAGCAAAGCUAUUACCCAUGUCACUAACAGCUCCCCAACAGGAUGGUCAUCACCUGCCCAGAGCAGCGCAGUGGGCUGCGGCUCCCGUCCGGUUGUGUCCUCAAGUGCUCUGAACUCUCACCUGUCUGUGCCCCAAGGCCAGGCAGCCUCAAAAGGUGUUAAGACGCAGCUCAACUUGAGCACAGACUCUUCAACCACAGCGGCCACCCCGGCCUGGUCCUCCUCAGCCUCUAGGACCCAGCAGGCACGAGAGAAAUUUUUCCAGAACUCUUCCCCAGCCCCAGCCCCAGCCCCAGCCAGCAGCAGUCCCGCCAGCAGGGGCUCCACUGUAGUGAAUACCUCUACCAGCAAGGUCCCCACUGUGGUGACUGCCCCCACCAGCAGAGUCACCACUGUGGUGACUGCCCCCACCAGCAGAGUCACCACUGUGGUGAAUACCCCCACCAGCAGAGUCACCACUGCCCCCACCAGCAGAGUCACCACUGUGGUGAAUACCCCCACCAGCAAAGUCACCACUGUGGUGACUGCCCCCACCAGCAGAGUGUCCACUGUGGUGAAUUCCACUAACAGCGGGGUCACCACGGGGGCGAACACCCCCAUCAGCAAGGGCCCCGCUGUAGUGAAUGCCACAGAUGGCAGAGUGCCCACUGUGGUGAAUGCCACUGGUAGGGUCUCUGCUGUGGUGAAUACCUCUGCCAGCAAAGUCUCUGCCGUUGUGGAUGCCCCUGCCCAGGAGAACAGCCGGGAGCAAGCACUAAGUGUCCUUAGGAAGGCCCUGCCGAGGCUGACGGGAGCAGAUACCCAGGCUCCAAGCAGGUCCUCCCCAGCCACGUCCUCUGUCCUGAUCACCCUUCCCAAGAAUGAAGUGCCACAAAAAGUUCCCUCAGCCAAGCCACUACAUUCAACCACCCAGACCUUUAGUUCUACUUCAAAGAUGGAGCCUAGAGCCCCACUGACUGUGGGCAACACCCCACGGAUAUCUGUACCACUCCAGGCUGGCAAAAAGAGCCCGGGUAUUUCUCCAGGGGUUGCUAAGACUGGCGCUGGCUCCAGGCCACAGGCAGAGGUGGCAGUAGUAAAGGGUCCAGGUCCCACCUCUCAGGAAGGCCAAGAGGAGGGGCCAGAAGGAUGGAGGGCCCGGCUGAAGCCUGUGGAUAAGAAAAUCCCUGCUGGGAGGUCUCUGGAGCAAAAGGAGCCAGUCCUGGCAGAACUGAGGGCAGGGGACACUCCCAGGAAAGCCCCCAGUAACUCUGACUCCAGCACCCAUAUCACCUUGACUACCUUUCAUCACAAGAGGAUACCAUGCUCUGCUGCUCCCGGGCCCAGCCUUGCAGCCCCCUCUCCUUCUCCAUCGCACCGCAAGAAGCUAGCUGUCCCUGCCAGCCUUGAUGUCUCUGCUGACUGGCUUCAGCCGGAGCCCAAGAAGCAGGAAGAUCAGACUAGAAGCUGUAAGGAGAAGACCCCCACCUGGGGGACAAGAGAGAGGUCUGCAAUCCCGGACAGUAGCCUUGCUUCACCCAAUGAGACUGUGCCCUCCCCAGUCAGGCUCAACCCCAACUACAUGCCCCAGGAAGAGCUGCAGAGACAGCUGCAGGAGAUUGAGAGCCAACUGGAUGCCCUGGAGGUCAGGGGUGUUGAGUUGGAGAAGCGCCUGCGGGCAGCUGAGGGAGAUGCUUCCGAGGAUGGCCUCAUGGUGGACUGGUUCCGGCUUAUUCAUGAGAAGCAGCUGCUGCUGAGGCUUGAAUCGGAGCUCAUGUACAAGUUCAAGGACCAGCACCUGGAAGAGCGACAGCUGGACCUCCAGGGUGAGCUGCGCAGGCUGAUGGACAAGCCAGAGUAUCUGAAGUCCCCCCAGGACCGCCAGCGGGAGCAGGAGCUGCUGAGCCAGUAUGUGAACACUGUGAAUGACCGGAGUGACAUCGUUGACUUCCUGGAUGAGGAUCGGCUCCGGGAACAGGAGGAGGACCAAAUACUGGAGAACAUGAUCCAGAACCUGGGCCUACAGAGAAAGAAGUCCAAGUCCUUCUUGUCUAAGAUCUGGUCCUCGAAGAGCAAAAGUGGGCAGGCCUGAGCUGCGCACGGCUGGCACUGGGCCCUGGCCAGGAAGAGAUUGGCACUGCCGCUCCAGAAGGGAUGCUUGGGGGUACAGGGGCCCAUGCCUCCAACUCUGGGUCCGUGCAACCUCAAUAAAGACACUGACCUUCCCA